Lodderomyces theae is the source of this 1359-nucleotide messenger RNA. RefSeq names its product alpha-ketoglutarate dehydrogenase (gene KGD2). Bases 1 to 1359 code for a protein of 452 amino acids. Gene Ontology annotation, biological process: tricarboxylic acid cycle. Gene Ontology annotation, cellular component: oxoglutarate dehydrogenase complex. Gene Ontology annotation, molecular function: dihydrolipoyllysine-residue succinyltransferase activity. The transcript has a single exon. Lineage: Eukaryota; Fungi; Ascomycota; Pichiomycetes; Serinales; Debaryomycetaceae. The record is from RefSeq and is a predicted model, not a curated record.
AUGUUGUCAAGAGGAGUUAAUUCAAGUUUGAAAAGAACCGCUCAAAGAGCUCUCAAGUCAAAUGUUGCCACCGCCAGUUUGAAAUUCUCCAGUGCUCAAGCAUCCAGAUGUCUUCAUACUCAACAACCACUUGCUAAACCUCAAUCCGCUUUCAACAGCAAGUUUACUAGUUUAAGUUUGGGGUCUGUUAGAUAUGCAUCCACCAAAGUCAAGGUUCCAGAUAUGGCUGAGUCCAUCACUGAGGGUACUUUGGCUGCUUUCAAUAAAGAAGUUGGAGAUUUUGUAAACUUGGAUGAAACUAUUGCCACUAUCGAAACUGACAAGAUUGAUGUUGAGGUUAAUGCACCAGUCAGUGGUACCAUUACCAAGUUUUUAGUUGAUGUUGAAGCUACUGUUGAAGUUGGACAAGAGAUUGCUGAAAUCGAAGAAGGUGACGCUCCAGAAGGUGGUGCUAAGAAGGAGGAAUCCUCGUCAUCCGGUAAAGAAGAAACUGAGCAAAAGAAGGAGGAACAAGAAACUAAACAACCUGAAGAACCUAAAAAGGAGGAGCCAAAGAAGGAGUCGAAACCAGCUCCACCACCAAAGAAGGAAUCAGCACCAAAGAAACAAGAAAAGAGCUCUGCUUCUGCUGACGCUCCAACUUUUACCAACUUUUCCAGAAAUGAAGAGAAAGUAAAGAUGAACAGAAUGAGAUUGAGAAUUGCUGAGCGUUUAAAGGAAUCUCAAAACACUGCUGCUUCAUUGACCACCUUCAAUGAAGUCGACAUGUCCAAUCUAAUGGAAAUGAGAAAAUUGUACAAGGAUGAGUUUUUGGAAAAGACUGGAAUCAAGUUGGGUUUCAUGGGUGCCUUUUCCAAGGCUGCUUGUUUGGCUGCUAAGGACAUCCCUGCAGUUAACGCAUCUAUUGAAAACAACGAUACUUUGGUAUUCAGAGACUAUACCGAUAUUUCAAUUGCCGUUGCUACACCCAAGGGUUUGGUUACGCCAAUUGUUCGUAAUGCCGAAUCUAGAUCGAUUUUGGGCAUUGAGCAAGAAAUUGCCAACUUGGGUAAGAAGGCCAGAGAUGGUAAGUUGGCCUUGGAAGAUAUGGUUGGUGGUACAUUCACCAUUUCCAACGGAGGUGUAUUUGGAUCAUUGUAUGGUACUCCAAUCAUCAAUAUGCCACAAACCGCCGUUUUGGGAUUGCAUGGUGUCAAACAAAGACCAGUGACUGUUAAUGGGCAAAUUGUGUCGAGACCAAUGAUGUACUUGGCCUUGACUUAUGAUCAUAGAGUUUUGGAUGGUAGAGAAGCCGUUACCUUCUUGAAGACAAUUAAGGAAUUAAUUGAAGAUCCAAGAAAGAUGUUACUUUUAGAAUAA